AUGACCUCAUAUUUUCAAUGCAGUGAGCGCUUAACCAAUGGACCUCCUCCCAAUGGACCCAAAUCUGAAGAAGAAGCUCUCGCUCGCAUUGAUGAACUCUACAAUUCUAAUGUGCCAUGGUUCAGCAAAAAGACCAUCCGCUCAGCUUUAGAGCAAAUACAGCGCCGACCGGCCCGCGGUGAUAAGAUCUUUGUCAAGGCGGUCGAUGGCACAAUGGUCGAGUAUGAUAUUGAGACUGGUGAUGUCAGGGACAUGCGUUGGGCCGAUGGCCCUCACACCCAGUGGAUACUCCAGGAACCUACCCUCGCCUACCGGUGUCGUGCAAACAUGCGGCAUGACAUAUUCCGGGGAGGAUUCAACGAAGACAGAGGGUAUCUCAAUAGCAUCAGAAUCAUGCACCGCAGCCUGGAAAGAAGGAAAGAUAACAAUGAACUCAUCGAUGUUCUCUCCCGUUUACCACUAGAAGAAGCCACCUCGGAUUUUGAAAAGCAUCGACAAGCGUGGAACGAAACCGAGAUGUGCAAAAAUGUCACCCGUAUCCUGGACUCCUCCACUACACACCUAAAUAUCACCAAGAUUGUGGCCGUAUCCCUGGGUUGUCUCUCAUGGCGACGGACUGACGAUAAGGAUGACGAUAGUAAUCGUUCGGCGUAUCAACAUGCACUUAUUCUCACGCUACGGGACUGGCUGAAAGCAAAGAAGAACGCCGAUAAGAUCCCCUGCUAUGUACAGGAUCCGGUAUAUACGGACAUCGACCGAGCUCUUCUGGCGGAGCAUGAGGUUGAGGUGCUUAAUGACCCGAUGGCAUGGUUGGAGAUAAACGAUUUCUCAAUUGUUGUUUCCAUUGCAUCAAAUGUGCCGACUAAGGAGAUUAUCACGGAUAUUGCGAGCCCGGCUGUAAUUAUUUGGAACGAAGUUGGCGAUGAUGACUAUGAUGAGAAAGAUGGAAUGGCUAUGACGGAUCCGUGUUCGUCUCGAGUGCGGGCGUUGAUAGAAGGAUAUGAUUGUUUUGACUGGGGAGCUAGUGAUGAGCAAUUUGGGGAUGUCUUGAUGUAUGUUCGGCGACCGAAGACCUUGUGCCGGGAGCUGUAG
This is a messenger RNA of Penicillium odoratum, 1092 nucleotides long. Its product is annotated as SRR1 family protein. The record is from RefSeq and is a predicted model, not a curated record. The coding region runs from base 1 to 1092 and encodes 363 amino acids. NCBI's taxonomy places the organism in Eukaryota, Fungi, Ascomycota, Eurotiomycetes, Eurotiales, Aspergillaceae. The transcript has 3 exons.